GCGAGAACAGGCUCCCUCUCGCGAGAUCAGGCGUUCCCCCAGCUAGCCAGGUCAGAGGCGAGGCGGACGCGUGGUGUCUGCGAGGCGGCGGUGGCAGUGUAUGUAUUAUCUAAUUGGAAGUUGCAUGUGGAGCAGCGAUGGAAUACAUGAAGGAGCCUGCAACUGUCAGCCAGGGGCAUAUCCUGUGCUGCCAGUGUGGAAUUGCAAUCCCACCAAACCCAGCCAACAUGUGUGUAGCAUGUCUACGGACGCAGGUGGAUAUCACUGAAGGAAUCCCUAAACAAGUCACUGUUCAUUUCUGCAAACAGUGUGAAAGGUAUCUUCAGCCCCCAGGAACAUGGGUGCAGUGUGCCUUGGAAUCAAGAGAACUAUUAACAUUAUGCCUUAAAAAGAUUAAAGCUUCACUCAGUAAGGUACGGUUGAUUGAUGCAGGGUUUGUGUGGACUGAACCACACUCCAAAAGACUUAAAGUAAAAUUGACUGUACAAAAAGAGGUAAUGAAUGGUGCAAUUCUUCAGCAAGUCUUUAUAGUGGAGUAUAUUGUUCAGUCUCAGAUGUGUGAUGACUGCCAUCGAGUUGAAGCUAAAGACUUUUGGAAAGCAGUGGUUCAAAUUAGACAAAAGACUCUGCAUAAAAAGACUUUCUUUUACUUGGAACAAUUGAUUUUGAAACAUAGACUUCACCAGAACACUCUUCGUAUCAAAGAGAUUCACGAUGGUCUGGAUUUCUACUAUUCUUCAAAGCAACAUGCUCAAAAGAUGGUGGACUUUCUGCAAUGUACAGUACCUUUUGCAGAAAUUGAUGGAAACACUUACUGGCGUCAUCCUUUUAACAGUUUAUUCCAGCCAAAGCAGCUGGAGGAAUUUAUUGUCAUGGAUAUCAGCAGAAUCCGUGAAAGAAAACAAAGUGCUGGCGCAGGCAUGCUAUCCACCAGACAUACACUUGCUGAAGCCUGGGUUCAGAAGACAUCAGAGCUGAAUACAGACCAUCAGUAUUUCUGUCGCACUCACUUGGGACAUCUUCUGAAUCCUGGAGAUCUAGUACUGGGAUUUGACUUGGUCAAUUGCAAUUUGAAUGAUGAAUUUGCAAAUAAGAUGAAUCCCCAAAACAUUCCUGAUGUGAUUCUGAUUAAAAAGAGCUAUGACCGCACUAAACGUCAGCGUCGCAGGAACUGGAAACUGAAAGAAUUAGAAAGAGACCGAGAAGGCAUGGAUACAGAUGAUGAAAGACAAUACCAGGAUUUCUUAGAAGAUCUAGAAGAAGAUGAAACAAUUAGAAAAAAUGUCAAUAUUUAUAAAAAUUCAGUCAUUCCAGUGGAAAGUGACACGGAUGAUGAAGGUAUUCCUCGAAUUAGCCUUGCUGAAAUGUUGGAGGAUCUCCAGAUAUCUCAAGAUGCUACUGGUGGAGAGGGUGCUGAUAUGCUGACAGAAUAAUAAGUGAUAGGUAGUACAAAUGUGAAUACUUUUUUCUCUUAAGGAAAAAGUAGUAACUACAAAAUCUAUUACAGAUUUCAAUCAUACAAUCAACAUGCAAUAUUUUACAAAUCUUUGACAUUAAAUCCUCAUAGAAAGUAUAAUUAAUGGCUAAUAUAUAAUCAUAUUUGAAGGGUUUUUUUUUUUAGCAUAAUUGGGUAAGGAUGCUGAAAGGCUUAGAUGUUCCUCUUGACUUCAUUGCUAGUACUUUCCUGUUCCCAAGGUUCUGGUUGCCAAACAAUUUCUUUGUGUGUCAUUAUCACAGCAGUCCUAAUGAAGCAAGUCAGUUUUUCUUGGGUGCAAUUUAAGCUAAGUCAAUUGCUUCCUUGAUCUGGAGAAACAUUUCUAACAUGUGUAACCUAAGUAUCAUGGAGGGAGUUGAUCUGUAUAUAAAAAAGAAUGUGCUAUUGAUCAGUUGAUUCUGUUGAAAUAAAUGUCACUUGAAGCAGCUGGAGCUUCUAUAUUUGGAGAAUGUUGCAAGAUUGUAAGACACUUUUCAAAAUCAGCCCAUGAAUAUAGUUGAAGACAACUAUAAGCGGACAACAGUGAGGAAAUCGUCAUGUACAUGCUGUCACAUUACCUUUGGCUGUCUGUCAUAUUGAAUAGAGCAUCUGCCAAAGAAAUGUCUGUUUGCCUCCUAGAAGGGCCUAUAACAUAGUUGCUGAAUAGCUGGAAAGCUAUUUACUACGUUUAAUGCAGAAAGUACCAUGAAAGAAAAAUUAUGCUGAGGAUGCUGAAUAUUUUUGGCAGAGCUGUGCAUUAGUGAUGGCUCUUGACAGUCUGGUGUUAAGUGUAUAUUUCAUAUUGUAAGUUACAGUUAGAAUAAAGAGCAACUCAAUGUGCCAUAAAAUUGUUUCAAAUCCAUGCUGUUAGAAACAUUAAUUUUAAUCAUUUUAUCCAACAUUGUUUUUUAAUAAAGCGCCUCCUUGCCAGAGCUGUGAUACAGUCUUUCAUCUUUCCUUGUAAUAAGAAUGAAAUCCCUCUUUCCCACCAUUAUAUAGUUCAUCAUUUUGAUUUAAUAAUUAUAUUCUUUACAGCAGGUGUGGUCAGAUUCAGCUGCUCCAGAGACCAAUGCUGUGGAGCCAUGCAAGGGUUGCAUGGACUGGCCACAGUGCAAAAGGGGAGGGGAUAAAACCAGAAGUGGCCAAAAGUCCAUUUCUAGUUUUGACAACCAGUAUUUUAUUCUAUUUAAAAAGACAGGGGUGUGGGAAGUGGCUUUGGCCUCUUUAGACAAUGAAUCAUCUCUCCUGAGGACCUUUGCCAGAAAAAGUAGAGCUUGAGAAGUUGGAAGAUAUUGAGGAGUUAGAAAUAAUAGCCCAGGAAGUGCAUACCACACUUAACCAACCCUUGCUUUACGGAGACAGUUGGGAGCAGAUGAAUUUGUAAGUCUGAAAGUCAAAAGUACUUGUCUGGGAGUGCCCUUAAAUCACGAUACAAGUUUUUCAGCCCAAAGUAAUACUUAGGACGUGACAUCUUUUGUAAGAAUUUUAACUUACUCAGCUACUCAUAUGAUGUGAUUAUAAUAUGAUUGUCUUACCUUUUUGCCCAGAAGCAAACCAUUGUAGCAUAUCCUCAGUAAAAGUAUGCUAUACCCAAGUAAUUCCAAGUAAUGUUUUGUGGUGUAACAAAUAUGCAAAAGUGCUUCAGCUGCUGCUUUAUUUGUUCUUUCCCUCUGUGCUCCAGCUGUUCUUUAAAUAAAAGCUUAAGAAGGCC
Messenger RNA from Sceloporus undulatus (fence lizard), 3185 nucleotides. RefSeq names its product NMD3 ribosome export adaptor (gene NMD3). Gene Ontology annotation, cellular component: nucleus; cytoplasm. Gene Ontology annotation, biological process: ribosomal large subunit export from nucleus. Lineage: Eukaryota; Metazoa; Chordata; Lepidosauria; Squamata; Phrynosomatidae. Gene Ontology annotation, molecular function: ribosomal large subunit binding. The record is from RefSeq and is a predicted model, not a curated record. The transcript is spliced from 14 exons. Bases 138 to 1433 code for a protein of 431 amino acids.